Medioppia subpectinata is the source of this 789-nucleotide messenger RNA. The record is from the annotation of a GenBank genome assembly. NCBI's taxonomy places the organism in Eukaryota, Metazoa, Arthropoda, Arachnida, Sarcoptiformes, Oppiidae.
AUGGCAGAUAAAUCUACCCCACUCACUUCAAACGCGGCAUUUUUGGCUAAGUACAUGUCACUGAAUCAGCCCAAAGACAAGAUCCAGGUCACUUACGUAUACCUACACCCGGGCAACGACGGUCUUGGUCAUUUUUGCGGCAAAACACGCGUGGUAUCAGAGGUGCCAAAACAGGCCUCAGAUCUACCCAUUUGGGACAGUGGCGUACCCACCGACUCGUGUACCGAGAUACUUUUACGACCCGUACAGCUAUACGACGACCCGUUCCGUAGGGGCGACAAUAAGCUGGUGCUGUGCGACACACUGUCGGCCGAUAUGAAGCCCCUGCCCAGCAAUCAUAGGGCCAGUUGUGUGGAGGCCAUGGAGGCGGCAAAGCUGGAGCACCCGUGGUUUGGUCUCGAACAGGAGUAUAUGAUGAUGGAUGGGUACGAUAGGAAGUGGCCGUUGGGUUGGCCCAAAAACGGUUACCCCGAGGAUAUUCAUCUGCCGCACGUGAUCUACCACUCGGCUGUGGGCACCGGCAAUAAUGUGGGUAGAGAUGUGAUGGAGGCUCACUUCAGGGCCUGUCUGUACGCUGGGGUUAAUAUAUGCGGCGAGAAUGCGGAGGCUAUGCUGGCUCAGUGGGAGUACCAGGUGGGUCCGUGUGAGGGAAUCCGUAUUGGCGACGACGUAAUGAUGUCGCGGUAUAUACUGUUAAGAGUGGCCGAAGAGCUACAGAUCGGCAUAUCGUUUGAUCCGCGACCCAUACCGGGCUGGUUGGGCGCCGGCGCUCACAUGAACUUCAGUACC